UAUCUUAUAAUUGAAAUGAAAAAUAGGAAAACAGCCGGUGGUAAGGAUACACCUAGCAAGAUGAAGUAUCUCAGCCCUUCAAAGAUCAAGUUCAGGGCUGCAGUCAAUAAGGUAAUUGACCAGAAUAGACAGAGAAGGGAAAAGGCAAGAAAAAAUUGGUUCACUCUUCAAACAAGUCUUAUUUCUUUGAGAGUAAUCCCAGAGAAAGAGAUGGAAGAGCUACUCCAAGAUGAAGAUUAUACACAAAUUAAGGCACUUACUUCGUUCAUUACAGCUACUUUGGUUCUGAUGUUUAGCGUUAGUAGUUUUGUGUAUACAUUAGAGGCAUUCCAAAGACUUGGAGCUAAUAAAAAUCAGAUUGAUUAUGUCUUUGACAACUGGAAGACUCCAUUUCUUGAAGAUAUUUUGGUGGUGGAUCCUUACCAAACCUGUCCUGAAGGAUAUGAAUACCUUCUGGAUUCCAAAUGGGCAGGAACUGUGAGCGGCUGCUUAUGUCAGGCAACUGAGAAUAGAAGAUCAAAGCUCACUAUAGGAUCAUGCAACAUUAAAGAGCAUAGAAAAGGCUGUCAUACUAUUAAGGAAACUCCAGAAAGCUCUUCACAUUGGAUUCAUAACUCGACCUUAUGUGGAAAAAGAAGUAGCCUGAACUUCUUAGAACUACAGAAGCCUGAUGCUGAGAACAAAUGUGAGAUAGGGUUAAAGAUGUGCGGAAAUACACUCCACGAUUUUAAGUUUGCUACAUGUGUUCCUACUGACUCUCCUUGUCCAAUAACUGAUCUUGCAGUUAGCUCUACUCAGUCACCAUCUUUAGGGAAGAAAUAUGAGAAGAUUGCACUUUCAGAUUCCCAGACUUUGUAUUAUUCAAGAAAUAGUUCUCACUUGCCAGUUGCUGAAUUAAAGCUCACGGAAGGUUCUCCUUGUAUAGACGUCCAUGAAUUUGAUCAUGCAACUCGCUCAAGAUUUAAGAAGCUUUCAAGGAAUAUCAAAAAGGGAUGCAACACUAUUUUAGAGAACGAUGUUCUCUAUGAUGAGAGAUACAGAUUUGUCACUAGUGAAGACAACUAUGAAAUCAUAAAGUCCCAAGCUCAUUGGGAGAAAGCAUGGGGGAAAGCUUCCACCAUGAAUCUUUACCAGAGAUCAUAUAUUCAAUGGGGCUCAGAGUGAUAUGCAAAUAAGCUUUCUCCUGUAGAGACAUUUAACAAUAUUGCGGCUGUAGAUUCGGUCAAUACAUGGCAAUCAAUGUUCAACUAUGUAUCUUUGGCGAAUAUUCUCGUUUCAUGUUGUAUUUUUGGACUUGUCAGCUUGAUUAUUACUUCAUACAAAAUCUUAUUAGGAGGGAAACCAGGUAAAUGGGUAGGCUGGUUCGAACAACUGAGUUAUAAAUGGACCAUCUCCAUGUCAUUCCUCAAAAUUCUGCUAGUAUAUUUCUGUGUUAGCUACAUUGACCAUUAUCAGCAAGAUAUUAUCGAGGUCAGUGCUAGCAUGUGCUCUGAUAAGAUCACCAACCAAUGUCUUAAGACCUUAGGAAGCUCUUUGCUAGACUCCAGAGAAGAUGACUUAUUCGUGUUCAAAAUCACAAUGCUUAUGCUUGCUUUUGAGGUGAUCAAUUUCCUCACACCAAAGAUAGUCCAUCUGAGAAAGCAGCAAAGUAAGAAGAUCAAAAUUGAUUAA
This is a messenger RNA of Moneuplotes crassus, 1671 nucleotides long. The record is from the annotation of a GenBank genome assembly. NCBI's taxonomy places the organism in Eukaryota, Ciliophora, Spirotrichea, Euplotida, Euplotidae.